Messenger RNA from Hyposmocoma kahamanoa, 2455 nucleotides. It is a transcript of the gene DnaJ-16, whose product is annotated as dnaJ homolog subfamily C member 21. Bases 165 to 1979 code for a protein of 604 amino acids. The transcript is spliced from 7 exons. The record is from RefSeq and is a predicted model, not a curated record. Gene Ontology annotation, cellular component: cytoplasm. Gene Ontology annotation, molecular function: nucleic acid binding; zinc ion binding. NCBI's taxonomy places the organism in Eukaryota, Metazoa, Arthropoda, Insecta, Lepidoptera, Cosmopterigidae.
UAUGAAGUUUAGAGUUAAAUACGAUUUAUUAAAAUCGUAUAGCUUUAGAACUCAGAGUUUUGUUGUCUAAUUUGUUUUAAUGAUUCAGUAGUUCAGGUUAUAUUUUUGCUCUAAUCACAGCUGUGAUUGUUUUAUUUCUUGUUGGAAGACAUAAUGAUUUCACAAUGAAGUGUCACUACGAAGUUUUGGGUGUGGAGAGGGAUGCGAGCAGCUCGGAAAUUAAAAAAGCGUAUCGCCGUAUGGCGUUACAAUGGCACCCAGACAAGAACUUGGAUAAUUUACAGGAGGCUAAAGACCAGUUUCAGCUGGUACAAAACGCGUAUGAAGUGUUAUCUGACCCACAGGAACGAGCUUGGUAUGACAAUCACAGAGAGCAGCUGCUAAGAGGAGCUGGCAAGUCAUACAACGAUGACAGUCUUGACGUGUAUCCGUACUUCACUCCGUCAUGCUUUAGAGGCUUCGGUGAUGAUCCCCAAGGUUUCUAUGGAGUUUAUUCUGAAGUAUUCUCUAAAUUAGCAGCAGAAGAAACUGACUUCCUCGACGACCCUGAGGAUGUAGAGAAGAUCCCUAAGUUUGGUAACUCUUCUACUCCAUAUGAAGAAGUUAAUGAGUUCUAUGCUUAUUGGAUGUCAUUCUCUACUAAUAAGAGCUAUGUGUGGCUGGAUGUACACGAAAUCCAGCAGCGCGACAACCGCAGAAUAAUUAAAUUAAUGGAGAAAGAGAACAACAAGAUUAGACAGAAAGCCCGCAAAGAGAGAAAUGAAGAGAUAAGGAGACUGGUUAGCUUCGUAAGAAGGAAGGAUAGAAGAGUCAUUGAGCAUACGAAGUUACUACAAGAGAAAGCUGAGGAGAACAGGAAAAAGGCAGAGCAUUUGAGAAGAGAAAGGAUACUUCAAAGACAGAAGGAAAUAGAAGAAGCAAAGAAAAAGGAAGGCGAAAGUUCCAUCCUGCAAAGCGCUGAGUAUCAAAAGAAACUUAGCGAGAUUGAAUCUCUGUUAGCUGAGGAGUUUGGGCUAUCUUCUGAUGACGACACUAUCAGCGAAGGAGGCAUGGAGAGCAGUAAUGAAGAGAGUUCUAAGACUGAGGAGGCAAGUGAAGCAUCAAAAGCAACAGCAAAGUCUACAACGAAGACAAAAGCAGCUAUUAGAAACCUAUAUUGUUCAGCAUGUAACAAAUUAUUUAAAAAUAUUAAGUCAUUUGAAAAUCAUGAAAAUAGUAAGAAACAUAAGGAGAAUGUAGCUAGUAUGACAAUGGAGGAUGACAUAGAUAUAUCGGAGAAUGACAAUGUUCAUGAGCCUAUGGUAGCUCCAGUUGACAAUCUGCAUGAUGAAAGCAAAGUGAAUGGUCAAACAGACCCGGAACAUGAAGAAAACUUAACAUCAGAUAUUGAAGACAAUGAUAUUAGAGAGACUUUGAGUGAUGAUUCUGAUAAGGUAAAGGCACUGCCCAAGAGCCAAAAAAAGAAGAAAAAUAAGAAGAAGUCCUUUAUCGCUAUGCCAGAGAGUGAAGGCAAUGAUAGCCAUGAUGAAAUGAGUUUCAAUGAAAUUGAAGGCCCAUCUCGUAGUAGAAAAGCUAAGAAGUUCAACAUGCUCAAAAGUCAAAUACAAGCUAAGAAAGAGGCAAGUCUUAAAAAAGGAUCUCAAUCACAGACUUCUACAGAGAAUUUAUGUGAGGUGUCAAGUACUACACCCACGGAUGAUGCUUUAGGAGAUGCUGCUUUACCUAAAGAUAAGCCUUCUUUGCCAAAAGUCCAAAGGCUUGGUAAGCCUAAGAAACCAGUAGAGAGAAAACCGGCCAGAGUUAGGACGACAGAAACUGAAGAUUCAAGCACAACAUUAAAUCUAAGGUGUGCAGUUUGUCAAGCAGAAUUCUCAUCAAAGAAUAAAUUAUUUGAGCACUUGAAAACAACAGGCCACUCAGUGCCUCUACCGCAAACUAGUUAUUCUCAAUCAAAGAAAGGGAAGAAAGGAAAUAGGUAAACUGUGCUGUGAAAUUAGAUAGGAUGGAAGGUAUGAAAUUAAUCAAUGAAAAUCAAGAUUUUGAUUUUCUUGAAAUCUAAAAUUGACUUAUCAAUCUAUUUAUUGAAAUUAUGAUGAUUGUCAUAAUUAAAAAUUAUGCCUAAUUAAAUCAAUGUUCUCCUUUAAUUUUUCCCUUAAAUUUAUUAAAAACCCGUGUUAUUUAAGGUAGAAAUAUAUUUAUUAGUUAAUAUGUAAAACACAAUCACAUUGAAAUAAAGGAAUUGCACUUCAUGGCAUUCAUAAAUUUUAGUUCAUAGUUAACAAAUUUCCUGCAUGCAUCCUUAUUUACUGAAUUCCUGAUGAAACCCAACAUGCAUUUUCCACUAAGCGGCUGGACUUAUUUGUUCAAAUAAGUCAUUAUACCAUACCCCUUGGUGCAAAACAGAGUCGCGCGUGGCUAGUCACUUAGUAGAAAAUGGCACUAACCCUUAAGAGCA